AAACGAAGCUGAGUUGCCAAACAGUCCCUCACAGUCCUUACUCGGACUGACACGGAAGUAAUCAUCUUCGAUAGAGAAAAUUGGAAGUUAGAAAGUAGGUUUUGAAGAUUGAAGGCCAUUGCAGAAAAACUGAGCUUCAGUCGGGAGUUGGGUAGUUAGCUCCGAGACAAAGCGAUGUUGCAGAGGCUCAGGGCAGCUUCAUUGAUGAGGCGAAGCUUUCACAGUUCUCGAUUGAGAGGCCUCUGCACUCUUGCAGAAACUGCAACAAACGAUGAUCUUGACAACCAAGUGUUGGUCGAAGGCAAAGCUUGGUCUAGAACAGCGAUUCUCAACCGACCCUCAGCUCUCAAUGCUCUCAAUACUUCAAUGGCGGCUAGAUUGCAGAAACUGUACAAAUCCUGGGAAGAUAACCCUGAUAUUGGUUUUGUUGCAAUGAAGGGCAGCGGUAGGGCCUUUUGUGCUGGUGGAGACAUCAUUUCUCUUUAUCAUUGGAUAAAUAGAGGGAAUUUAGAAGACUGCAAGCAAUUUUUUAGGACAGCAUACACAUUGGUAUACAUAAUCGGUACUUAUUUGAAGCCACAUGUGGCCCUAUUAAAUGGCAUUGCAAUGGGUGGUGGUGCUGGAGUGUCAAUCCCUGGGACAUUCCGUGUAGCAACUGAUAAAACUGUUUUUGCUACCCCUGAAACUUUAAUUGGCUUUCACCCUGAUGCUGCGGCAUCCUUUUACCUCUCACAUCUACCAGGUCACUUGGGGGAGUACUUGGCUCUAACAGGAGAGAAACUCAGUGGAGUGGAAAUGACUGCUUGUGGACUUGCUACACACUAUUCACAUAGUUCAAGGCUUCAAUUGAUUGUAGAACAACUUGGGAAUUUGGUCACUGAUGAUCCUUCUAUUAUUGAAACUUCCUUAGAAAAAUUUGGCGAAGUUGUCUAUCCAGAACAAAACAGUGUGCUUCAGAGGAUUGAAAUAGUUGAUAAUUGUUUCAGCCGUGACACAGUUGAAGAAAUUAUUGAUGCUCUGGAAAUUGAGGCAGCUAGAACAAAUGAUGCUUGGUGCACGUCCACUCUAAAGAGACUCAGAGAAGUCUCACCAUUGAGCUUGAAGGUUGCUUUGAAAUCUAUACGAGAAGGUAGAUUUCAGACACUUGAUCAGUGUUUGGUUCGUGAAUACCGAAUGUCCCUUCAGGGGGUAUCUAAGCAAAUUUCCAAUGACUUUUGCGAGGGAGUUCGGGCACGAGUAGUGGACAAAGACUUAGCUCCAAAGUGGGAUCCUCCGACUCUGGAACAAGUGUCAGAAGACAUGGUAGAUCGAUAUUUUUGUCGCCUAAGUGAAUUUGAGCCUGAUCUAGACCUACCCACAAGUUUGCGAGAAGCAUUUAACUAGUGAACCUGAUUGCUAUUUCUCUCCUAUUUUGUAUUUGAAAUAAGUUAGUUUCCAAUCCAUUGAGAUCUCAUAAGCACAGGUAACUGCCAGAACUAGGGUCAUGUUUGGGAAAUUUUAUUAUUUCUAUCACCUUGUUUAACUUGGCCUGGAAAAGUAAAAGGUUGAAAUUUCUCUUAGGCCAAGUCAGACGCAGUUACGAAAGAAUGUAUCAAAAAAGGUUCAUGUAAAGUUUAGCUUUACGUUAUAAUUCCUUCAAUGUUACAUAAAAUUCAAUAAAUAAAUAAUCGAUGAUGCCUCUACACCAUCUAUGAGGCAAGAAA
This is a messenger RNA of Ziziphus jujuba (common jujube), 1703 nucleotides long. RefSeq names its product 3-hydroxyisobutyryl-CoA hydrolase-like protein 1, mitochondrial. Gene Ontology annotation, biological process: L-valine catabolic process. NCBI's taxonomy places the organism in Eukaryota, Viridiplantae, Streptophyta, Magnoliopsida, Rosales, Rhamnaceae. Gene Ontology annotation, molecular function: 3-hydroxyisobutyryl-CoA hydrolase activity. The transcript has 14 exons. The coding region runs from base 175 to 1383 and encodes 402 amino acids. The record is from RefSeq and is a predicted model, not a curated record.